Molecule: messenger RNA, 364 nt
Organism: Amphimedon queenslandica
Lineage: Eukaryota; Metazoa; Porifera; Demospongiae; Haplosclerida; Niphatidae
Product: inversin-like
Exons: 4
Molecular function (GO): protein binding
Source: RefSeq, a predicted model, not a curated record
UAUCAUGGUACUCCAUUGCACUGUGCUAUGAAAACUGGUAAUGUUGAUAUUAUAAAAUUAGUAAUAACUAAAGGAAAUGCUCAUGUGAAUGCUGUGGAUAAGGACAACAGUACUCCAUUGUUUAUUGCUGUUAAGAGUGGUAGUAUUGAAGCUGUUGAUAUUCUAUUAACUAAUGGAGCUAGAACUGAUGUUGUGUCUGAAGGAAGUUUUAGUGCUGGCAUUAUUUAUUGUGGUACUCCAUUGCACUGGGCUAGUGAAACUGGUAAUGCUGAUAUCAUCAAAUUAUUAAUAACUAAAGGAAAGGCUGAUGUGAAUGCUGUGGAUAGGGACAACAGUACUCCAUUGUUUAAUGCUGUUAAGAGUG